AUGCGCAUCAGACUCGCCAACAUCCACCACUUCAUCUCCUUGCUGCACGGCGUAGCGCUACGAGACGCAGGGAGGGGUAGCGAGAUACGCAGCUGUCUGGGGGCAGAAGCAGCGCGUGGCGAUCGCGCGGACUGCGCGGGUGUUGCUGCUGGACGAGGCGACGUCGGCUUUGGACGCGGAGAGCGAGCAGGCGGUGCAGGCUGCGCUCAUGGGCGCGCGCACGCUCGUCGUCGCCCACCGCCUCUCCGUGCUCCGCGCGCACUGCAUCGCCGUGGUGCAGCAGGGGCACGUCGUGCACACCGGCUCGCACGAGGCUCCAUUCACCGCGGCCCUUGGCCGCGGACGCAGGGUCGUAUGUGUGCAUUUUCGGCACACCUCGGUUAUUUCACCCUGUGCCAAACCGUGGGCAACGUCGCCCAGUCUAUGAUUCCGUCCGUGAUGUUGUUGUCACGUACUGCAUCCAACCUGGCUUGUGUAUCUCCCUGGGUGCUUUAUAACGUUAGGGUGCAGGGGGAGCGAGGCGAGGGGCUGGCGACCAGCAAUGGGAUAACCGAGUGGUCUCCCUCUCCUUCGGGCGUGGAGCACGGGUAA
This is a messenger RNA of Closterium sp. Yama58-4, 591 nucleotides long. The record is from the annotation of a GenBank genome assembly. Lineage: Eukaryota; Viridiplantae; Streptophyta; Zygnematophyceae; Desmidiales; Closteriaceae.